AUGGCGGGCCCCGCUUACGUCCGUCUUCUCCUCAGCGGCCGCUGCUCGGCCAAAGCGGCUCCUGAGGGGAUGCAGAAGAGGAAGGAGGAAGGCUUCACUAGCAAGAUGCUCACAGUUUACACGAAGAAGAUGAUACUUUUGGCCCCUUUACUCCUGAUGAUGGGGCUGAGUUCUACGAAGGCCGCUACGGCUGAGGAAGAAUCGGGAACAGCGAUUCCUGCCGAAAGUCGCCCGUGCGUGGACUGCCAUGCCUUCGAAUUCAUGCAGAGGGCUUUGCAAGAUUUGAAGAAGACGGCGUACAACUUAGAUUCCCGAACGGAGACCUUGCUUUUCAAAGUGGAGAAGAGAACCUUGUGCGACUGUUUAGCCGCCAAUGGCCUGAACUGA
Molecule: messenger RNA, 387 nt
Organism: Protobothrops mucrosquamatus (brown spotted pit viper)
Lineage: Eukaryota; Metazoa; Chordata; Lepidosauria; Squamata; Viperidae
Gene: NICOL1
Product: chromosome unknown C4orf48 homolog
Exons: 4
Coding region: 1-387 (128 amino acids)
Source: RefSeq, a predicted model, not a curated record